AGGGGGCUGAGCUGAUCCCACGUGUGACGCUUUCAUUCCCGGCUCAGUCAUAUUCUCAUAGCGGGGCUUUGCAUAUCUCCUGCCCUAUCUAUCUGUGUGUGUGUCUGUCACUGGUACUGUAGUCCCAGCCUAGAGAGUUUCAACUAGAUAUGGAAGGAGACGGGAGUCAAGCCACAUCCGGAAGCCUAAAUGAUUCACAACAUGACCCGGGUAAAAUGUUUAUCGGUGGCCUCAGCUGGCAAACCUCACCAGACAGCCUUAGAGACUAUUUUAGUAAAUUCGGAGAAAUCAGAGAAUGUAUGGUGAUGAGAGACCCCACGACAAAGCGCUCAAGAGGAUUUGGGUUUGUUACGUUUACAGAUGCUGCCAGUGUAGAUAAAGUCUUAGCUCAACAACACCACGAAUUAGACUCAAAGACGAUUGAUCCUAAGGUUGCCUUUCCACGUCGCGCCCAGCCUAAGAUGGUCACAAGAACAAAGAAAAUAUUUGUGGGUGGCUUGUCAGCCAAUACAGUAGUGGAGGAUGUGAAGCAGUAUUUUGAACAGUUUGGGAAGGUUGACGACGCCAUGCUUAUGUUUGAUAAGACCACUAACAGACAUAGAGGAUUUGGCUUCAUAACUUUCGAGAGUGAAGACAUCGUAGAGAAAGUCUGUGAAAUUCAUUUUCAUGAAAUCAAUAACAAAAUGGUAGAAUGUAAGAAGGCCCAGCCCAAGGAGGUGAUGUUCCCACCAGGUACACGAGGGCGAGCCAGGGGUCUGCCCUACACCAUGGAUGCCUUCAUGCUGGGGAUGGGCAUGCUGAGUUACCCUAAUAUUGUGGCAACAUAUGGCCGCGGAUACACUGGAUUCGCACCCAGCUACAGCUACCAGUUCCCUGGCUUCCCAGCGACGGCAUACGGACCGGUGGCGGCAGCGGCGGUAGCAGCAGCGCGUGGCUCAGGUAGGGGGGCCCGUGGAAGAGGCGGCUACUUGGCGUACCCACAGAGCACAGGGCCAGGCCUCCCCGAUUAUGGGUUUUACUCUACGCCCAGUGACCAGAGGGGGGGGCCCUGCUCCUUUGCUGACUAUGGCUCCCUGGGGCCCCAAGCGGCUCAGAUGCUGCACAGUGAGCAUGCCACCUCCGCCUGCAACUCCCCCCUCCAGCACCUACACAGCCCGGAUCAAUUUAAGAACCCAGGCGGCAACCCGUCAAGGCCCGGAGGUUUCCCCGGCGCUAACAGUCCAGGGCCUGUGGCCGACCUGUACGGACCUAGCAGCCAGGAUUCAGCUGUGGGCAACUACAUCAGUGCUGCUAGCCCUCAGCCUGGCUCUGGGUUUGGCCCCAGCAUCACAGGCCCGUUGAUUGCGACAGCUUUUACAAAUGGAUACCAUUGAACAGGUGGCCGGUUGCCAUCUCAUCAGAGCAGAGUAUAUCUGGUGGCCCAGGAAAGACAGGACGAAGUUUCUAAUUGGCUUUGUGUGCAGGUGAUGCUAUCCAACUUCAAGCACUACAGCGUCACCCAAGGCAAAAAAGAACGAAAGUCGGAACCACAUGAAGAAGAAAAGAAAAACGUUAGUCAUCUCAGAAAAAUAACAACUGCUGUACUAUAAUCCAAACCUCCUAUAACUUUACAACCUGGUUUGGUAUGAUGUUUCACGUCGAUUUCAUUCACCGAUUUCCCUUCCUCUGUUAGCUUUUGUUUUGAUUAGUUUUUAGAGAGUCAUUUUAGUUUUAACCUUUAAUUUUUUGUGUCAUUUUAUUUGAUCUUAUAGUAUAUUUGUGUAAAUGUUUUUUUUGUUUGUUUGAAGUACGGGGGUCAUAGCCAAGAAUAUCUGCAAGUCAUGUCUUCAUCUUUGUAGUGUAACGGAGAUUGGAUGUUCCAUUCAGUCUUUCCGCAAAAAAAAAAGAAGCUCAGCGUGGAGAGACUCGGAGAAAAAAAAAAUUAAAAUUUUAAGGAAAAUUUAAAGAGGGUAUCUAAGUAAUAAAUCUUAGUAGCUGUUUUAUUUCUUGUGAUGUCUCAUUGUUAACCAUAAUUACCUAUUUUUGGGCAAUACAAAGAGGACUCCAAUAUUUUUAUGGUCCUUUUUUAUAAGUGUUGUUUUUGUUGUUUAGAAAUAUAUAUAUAUGCUAUAACAAAUUUCAUAUAACUACAUUGUGAAUUCAAACUUGAGAAAAAGAAAUGUAGCUGUACAUAUUAUUCCAGUCACUGCAUAUAACCAACUCAGUGAGAGAAUAGCAUAUUUUUGUGAUGGUGUGUCAAAAGAACAUGUUAUAGCGUGUGAAUAGAAGAAAAAGCUGUAAACAGUUAUUAUUAUUCUACUUUUUUUUUUCUGCUGGAAGACGGUAUAAACGACCCCGGAGACA
This is a messenger RNA of Sebastes umbrosus (honeycomb rockfish), 2343 nucleotides long. Its product is annotated as RNA-binding protein Musashi homolog 2. NCBI's taxonomy places the organism in Eukaryota, Metazoa, Chordata, Actinopteri, Perciformes, Sebastidae. The coding region runs from base 150 to 1373 and encodes 407 amino acids. Gene Ontology annotation, molecular function: RNA binding. The transcript has 15 exons. Gene Ontology annotation, cellular component: cytoplasm. The record is from RefSeq and is a predicted model, not a curated record.